Cadophora gregata is the source of this 3477-nucleotide messenger RNA. RefSeq lists its product as uncharacterized. The transcript is spliced from 2 exons. Gene Ontology annotation, cellular component: nucleus. Bases 141 to 3173 code for a protein of 1010 amino acids. Gene Ontology annotation, biological process: recombinational repair. Lineage: Eukaryota; Fungi; Ascomycota; Leotiomycetes; Helotiales; Ploettnerulaceae. The record is from RefSeq and is a predicted model, not a curated record. Gene Ontology annotation, molecular function: hydrolase activity; ATP binding; DNA binding.
CAGCAGCUUCGAAGCCACCCCACAACGUAGCAGCAUUGAUAAUCCGUUACAAAUCAAUGGCUACGGAGUCCGUUGGGAUAUGGGACCUGGAACUGCGAGGAAAACGAAAUUAUUAACAAGCCCAGGACGUGCCGCAAACGAUGAAUCCAGACGGCCUUCUCACCAACCUUAACCAGUCUCAACAGGCCGCCGUAUCUUCCUUCGCAGAUACAUUGGCCAUUCUUGCCGGGCCUGGGAGCGGAAAAACACAUACUCUCACCUCGCGAACAGCAUGGCUACUCGCGCAGGGUCUGCAGCCAUGGAAUAUCAUCGUUGCGACGUUCACUGUCAAGGCGGCGCGUGAGAUGAAGGAGCGGAUUGGAAAGCUGAUAGGGAAUGGCACGGAGUCGAAACUGAUACUUGGAACCUUCCACAGUAUUGCGCGGCGAUAUCUGGCUCGAUACGGACAUCUUAUAGACAUCAAAAAGGACUUCGGGAUUGCUGACAGUGCAGAUUCUCUGGCUAUCAUCAAGCGUAUCGUCAAGAGGCACGAUUUCAUGAUAGAUGCAAAGGUUGCUCGGUCGCGGAUCAGCGGAUUGAAGGCUCGGACGUCUGUGGAUCAUCCAAUAUCGAGAAGCAAAUCUGGUGCGAAGCAUGUGGAGGAGCAGGAGUUCGAAAAGUGCUACGCCGAGUAUGAAGAAGCUCUCCGGAGGUCCAAUCUCCUCGACUACGAUGACCUACUCCUUCGAUGUGUCGACCUUUUGCGUAAUCACCCUUCUUGUGUUUCGAACGUGGAGGCUGUUUUGAUUGACGAGUUCCAAGACACAAACUUGGUUCAAUUCGAUUUGAUGCGGCUGUUUGCUGCGCACCGGAAACGCAUCACAAUUGUAGGAGACCCGGACCAGAGUAUCUAUGGCUUUCGGGCAGCAGAAAUAAAGAACUAUAAGCGAAUGCUUCGUCAAUAUCCAGAUACGGUCACAAUUGCUUUGGAGGAGAACUACCGGUCUUCUGGGGCUAUUUUAUUGACAUCGUUGAAUGUGAUCGAGCAAGACAGCUCCAGAGUCGCAAAAUCUCUCCUGGCGACCCAUACUGUUGGAACGAGGCCUGUGCUUCGAAGACUGGCAGGAGCACAUAAAGAAGCACAAUGGAUUGUAACAGAGAUUCAGAGGGUCAGAGGAAUGACCGGAGAUCUACUUGAUCUAUAUGACUUCGCUGUCUUGCUUCGAUCUUCUGCAUUGUCUCGUCUUAUUGAAACUGCGUUGGGGAAGGCCGGCAUUGCAUAUAGAAUGGUUGGUGGUCUUCGAUUUUAUGACCGAGUUGAGAUCAAAACUGUAUUAGACUAUCUAAGAGUUAUCAACCAACCCGACAAUAACGACGCGCUGGCGCGAAUCAUUAACACCCCGUCCAGAAGGAUUGGAGAAGCAACUAUUAAGGACUUGUUAGAAGAGGCAGAUCAAUCAAAAAUUACCUUGUGGACCCUGGUUUUGGGGAUUGUACAAGGAAAGCGAACAGCGAAGACGAAGCUUAAGAACAAGGUGGAGCAGAACCUCACAGGUUUUGUAAACAUCAUCCUGACGGGAAGGAGUAAGCUGGCUGCGUCAGGCGACGAACGUUUGUCGAUAUCCGGAUUGAUCAAUUUCGUGCUCACCAAAACGAAUUAUGAGAGGUGGCUCGAGGAGCAUCAAGGCGAUGUCCACAAGGCCAGAUGGGACAAUGUACAAGAGCUUAUUACACAAGCUAUCGACUUUGAAAAUAUCAUAUCCUAUGGAUACGAGGAUGAAGCACUCCCGGAGGUUGAUGGUUUGAAACAGGAUGAGGAUGCGGCAACAUUGUCCAGAUUUCUUGCGAAUGUAGCACUUGCAUCAGAAGUCAAGAGUGACGAUACUGAAGGCGCUCCAACCGCACAAGUUACCAUCUCAACGAUACAUGCUGCCAAGGGUCUCGAAUGGCCUGUAGUUUUUAUUCCUGCUACCUACCAAGGAUCGAUACCACAUUCCCGUGCCGAAGACACCAAUGAAGAGCGGCGACUUCUCUACGUGGCUAUGACAAGAGCAAAAGCUCUUUUGUAUAUGAGCUGUCCUUUGAAGAACUCUCAGGGCGAGGACACGAUUCUCUCACCAUUCUUAACACCACCGGGCCUUGCUCCAUUGCUUGAUGCGAAGGGCCCUUCACUGUGGUCCUCUACAGUUCAGUCCAUGGCUCAAAUAUUGCGACGAAAUUUGCCGUCAACAAAGUCGAUCCAACUUUCUUCUGCAACACUCACAAGCACAGAGGAUGAUUUAUUUCCGGAAGGCGGUGACGAAGAUAAAGAGGAGAAAGAAUCCAGGUGGGAUUCCAUGAAAGGAGGUAACCCUACUUUCAAUGUGGGACAACAAGCUCCGAAGCGUCGACGAGUUGAGCUUGGCAGAAGUAUCAGCAACCUGGAAGAAGGGCCAGAGAGGAACUGGAAGCCCACGUAUGUCACCACGAUGGACCGAGCAUCCAGUUUCACUGCUGCUGGCUUAACUAUGCAUAGCGGGUUUGUGAGCGCGGGUUCGCAUAUGCAAGUGUUGAAGGAGCAGUCAGUGAACUGCGCUGUGGGUGAUCUGCAAGAUGCAGAUGCUUCUCAAAAUGGAACGAAGAAGCAAGGGAAGCAGAAAUCUAAGCUUCCCGAGGGACAGGGCACUCUUUUUGGAUUUCUUGGGAAGUCUGAGCCUCAGCUUGCAAGAAAGAUACCUGCCACGGGCAAAGAAGUGGACCUGUCGAGAUCUGUUGUGCCUCCAGUUUCGAAGAAUUUCAAUCUACCCAGGGCAGUACCGACACAUACAGAGUCGACUGGCAUCGACCCGGAAUUAUCGAAACACCGUCUAGGCGCUGGUAAUCCGGGAACACGACCGCGACAGGCUGGCCAUCUCGAUGUACAAUCCUCAAGGAACGACUACGUCUUUCUCUCUUCAUCACCACCCAGGUCAAAGCCUCCUCCUGUCCCGCAAACAGACAAAGUGCCACCAAAACCCGUCGGGCUAACUGCCAAACCAGCUAUGUUACCACUGAUCCGACCGCCUUUGUCGAAGCAUGAGACCACAGUGUCUCUGCUUCAGAAUGGCGGUGGUGUGCGGAAGACCUUGGGUUUGAAGAGGAGUAUGGAUGGAUGGGCAAGUAGGAAGGGUCAGGGGUUCAAGCCGCCGACUAUGAAACGGGGACCGUCAUCAUGAGUUACGCUACUAUGGGUUGUGGGUAUGGGUGGUAAGUGUAGAGUAUUGGCAUUGGAUGGAAUGGCGUUUCUUGGAUAAUGACUCAUUGAACAUGACCUCUCGCAUUUGCAAGAACGUGAUCACGUUGCAUAUUAUGUUGGCUAUUGCAUGGUAUUGCAGGCCUUUUGAGAUACCUAUUAUACUUGGACUGGCCUGUCUUUCGGUAUCGGAGUACAUGGUGGAGAGAAUGAAAUAGACCUUCAAGAGAUCGCUCUAUGGCUGUCAUCGUAUGAGAAUGAACCUCGUGCUUUUCACUUUAUAAGCC